This is a messenger RNA of Funneliformis geosporum, 471 nucleotides long. NCBI's taxonomy places the organism in Eukaryota, Fungi, Glomeromycota, Glomeromycetes, Glomerales, Glomeraceae. The record is from the annotation of a GenBank genome assembly.
AUGAAGUUCUUUUCCAACACUUUUUUGGUCCUCGGUCUUUUGGUUGUUGGCGGUUUAACUGCUCCAGCUCCAGCGAUUGAAGAACGUGGCAUUAAUGGAAUUAAUUGUAAAGUCACGUCAUUACAACCAAAAACAUGGCAAUUGGGCAAAGACGCUCAAGUCGAAUGGGCCUGCACUGGGUUCAAAAGGGGUUUCCGAAAAGCUCCCGCCGAAGAUUUAAUUUUUAUCGAAAUCGGUACCGGUACAUCCAAAAACUUCAAAUAUGUUGAUACCAUUGAUGAUCGUGCCAAGGUUCGCGAGAAGUCAUUCUCUUGGAAAUUAGAACGUCCAUACAAGCCUGGCAAAAAUUAUAUCAUUAGAUUAAGACAUAAAAAGAAGGGGGACCAAGAUCCAACCGACUUUAAAGCAUAUGAAGCUUUGGAUUGGAAAUAUUCCAAGAAUUUUGAGCUUAAACCUUUUGCCAAAAAAUAA